Messenger RNA from Penicillium longicatenatum, 1854 nucleotides. RefSeq names its product LysM peptidoglycan-binding domain-containing protein. Lineage: Eukaryota; Fungi; Ascomycota; Eurotiomycetes; Eurotiales; Aspergillaceae. The transcript has 6 exons. The record is from RefSeq and is a predicted model, not a curated record. Bases 1 to 1854 code for a protein of 617 amino acids.
AUGGCUGGCGAGUACUGUAGCCGUGUUCUCCAAACCGCCAGCAGCAAUGGGCUGAAUCUGACCUGCAACGAUUGUGCUCUGGACCACAUGACAAACAUUGUCAAUUCUCCUUGGGGUCAGCAACUCCUCAGUCCAGCUGCCGUGAGCAGUCGUAUCUCCCGCUGUUCAGCGACCGCUUCCUACAGCGUGACGUACACUGCAAGCUCAACGCCAACAUCCACAUCAACCGCCAUUGCUACUGCGGGGGAUAAUGUGCGGUGCAAUGUCACGGACCCCAGUUGGAACACCUAUGUCGUUCCCUCAGCCAACACAACAUGCGUGGAUAUUUCGACUAUCGCCAACGUAUCUACUCCGGCCUUGGAGAGCAUUAAUGCCCUUGGGUCGGAUUGUAGCUAUCUGACCAAGGGUCAGACGCUAUGUCUGCCUGAUGUCUGUGACAUCUACAAGGUCUCCUCCAAUGAUACCUGCACGUCCAUUCUUGGGAAAUUGCGACAACAGAUCUCAACCCCCACCUUUCGGUCGUGGAACCCAUCCAUCAAUUCCGCCUGCUCAAAUCUGCAAGCUUUGGAGGGAGAGUAUAUCUGUCUGAGCCCUCCUGGUACCACAGUCAUCCCUAACAGUUUUGCUCUGAAAGCCGUCACGACCGCUGCGCUUGUUCCAGAUAAUGCGGUUACGACCUCCAAUACUGACUGUGGAUUCUGGUACACUAUCCAAGAUGGCGAUAUGUGUGACACUGUCGCGUCCAUGUUUUCUAUCUCGGAAAAGGACUUCUAUUUCCUGAAUACUCAACUCAACAACACUUGUGACUCCUUGUGGUUAAACAAUAGCUACGUAAGGCAUAUCAGGAAAGACUCCGUGCGUGCAAGCGGUCGGAAGCAUUCAUACUCUGGGUAUGCCUCAACCACCAGUAACUCGCUAUCAGCUCUGACGUCCACCAUCAAUGUCAAUGCCACGGUGACAGCAAACCGCACCACGACUUGGCUUCUUCCCACAGGACUGUCGAUCUCGACCACUACCGGGACAUAUAACGAUACUGCAUAUGAAAUGACUAAGGGCUACACGCUCUGCCUAAAUGCGAUAUCUUACUACAGUCUCGAUCUCGACGACCUCGCAUUUAGUGAUCUCAUGACCAACACCGCCUGGUAUAGCGAAUGGGAUCGUGUUUGUGACUUGGACUUGAGCCAGCCUACUCCUACUAUACCUUUCAAUACCAGCAUUCCCCUGACCACCGCUAGUCAGACGAGUGCGGCUUCCAGUCAGGCCGCGGCAGGAUCUACCUCUACCAUUGUCUCGGCAUCCAGCACGAAAUCAUCUACCAGCAGCACUACCACUUCCACCACCUCCACUUCUGCGGCUACAUCCACGGCCACCGGUUUGGUUAUUUCCCCGGACGGUACUUGUGGUGGGACAACCGGGUACACGUGUGAGCAGUCCGGCUUUGGUGAUUGUUGUAGCAUUUACGGCGACUGGUAUGUUUGGCCGAGUACUCUUAACCCCCUGAUUGAAUCAUGUUCUGACUUGCUUUUACCAGUGGUUCCACCAGCGAUUAUUGUGCUACAUCCAGCUGUGAUGACUCCGCGGGAGUCUGCGCAGGCGGUGUUUCCCCCAAUGGUCUCUGCGGAGCGAGCAACAACGACUGGACCUGUUUCAAUUCGGGCUAUGGAGACUGCUGCGACACUUAUGGUUACUGUGGAUCAACCGAUGAUUACUGUGGAGCCAACUGCGAUUCCAGCUACGGCCCCUGCACCGGAACCACUUCGACCAACGGUCUCUGCGGCGCUGAUAAUAGUGAUUAUACUUGCUUCGGCUCCGAGUUUGGGUCUUGUUGCAGCAUCUAUGGAUACUGGUAAGUGA